This is a messenger RNA of Anoplophora glabripennis (Asian longhorned beetle), 723 nucleotides long. RefSeq lists its product as uncharacterized. NCBI's taxonomy places the organism in Eukaryota, Metazoa, Arthropoda, Insecta, Coleoptera, Cerambycidae. The transcript has 7 exons. The record is from RefSeq and is a predicted model, not a curated record. Bases 1 to 723 code for a protein of 240 amino acids.
AUGGCUAAAGUGGCUCUGUUGUUGUUUUUAGUGGCGAUUCUGAUAGGAGUCUCCUGGCAGACCUUGGAGGAGGAUAUAAACGUUCAAAUAAAUAAUUCAAAUGGCACCGAAAAAAGUUUAUCCAGAAAAAGGCGAUAUCUUGUUUUCCCGAGUGGAAGUUCCCUGCAACUGGUAUACUGUUUGACGGUGCCUUCUGUCGGAAUGGGCCAGAUCUUUACCCUGGGACACACCGCGGCUUUGGCUUGGGAAUUGCCAGACAAGAUAGAGUCAAAAGUCGUUCAAUUGAUAGCAAAUGAUUUGGAUCAAACUAACGACCAGUUGAAAGAAAUAUGCAUACCUAAAUCUAAUAUCAGAUAUGCUGUUAAUUACAACAAUAGACGGAACAACGCGAAAGCACCCAUCACCACUCAUAUUCAUCCUGUCUACCAUCAACAUUAUCGAAGAACCAGAAGAGACUUGUACAGAAAAAUAGAAAAACUUUUCACAGCACUAAGUAAGGAUGGAAAAUCUUGUUUAUUGAAAGCUGUCUGUGAAGUAAGUCAGGUAGCCCAAAGGAAAGGAAGUUUUAUGGAAGAAAUUGUAAAGGCAGUAUUCAGAGUUAAACCUCAUGUCAACUAUCCCGAUGAAGACGAAUAUGAUGCAGCUGCAAACAAAAGCCACAAUUGUACAGAAAAGUACCCCACUUGUGAUGGUUCAAUAUGGAGUAGUAUGUUGGGUUAUUGA